GCACUCUGCCCCGGCUCACCCUCUUUCUAUCUCUUUCCCUUACUCUCUCUUGGUAGGGUUAUGCGUCAGUAACCAAAAGGUGGGGACAUUUCCUGAUGCAUUUGCAACACUGAGAAGUUGUCUUAAGAGAGACUAGACCGCACUGUGAGCACCAGGCCAGGGAAGUCAACACCUGGGGCAGCUGGGCCGCCCUGCUAGGGGAGACGCUCCUCCUCACCCGCUCCCUGCCCCCCCUGCCCCGCCCGGCCUCAGCUGUCCCCUGGCAGUGCUCCCGGCCCCCUGGUUUCCACCUGAUCAUGUCCCUGGCUGAAGCCAUCAGCCUCUGGAAUGAAGGCGUGCUGGCAGCUGACAAGAAGGACUGGAAGGGCGCUCUGGAAGCCUUUGCCGCCGUCCAGGAUCCCCACUCCAGGAUUUGCUUCAACAUGGGCUGCGUGCACACGAUCCUGGAAAACAUGCCGGAGGCGGAGAAGCACCUGAUGAUAAGGAGCCUGGUAGCUUUCCAAGAGUUUCAUGUGUGUCAGCCUUGCCUGCCAGCCUUUACCCAAAGCAUCAACAGAGACAAGCACUUGGCAGUGGCUUACUUCCAACGAGGAAUGCUCUACUACCGGACAGAGAAGUAUGAUUCAGCUAUCAAAGAUCUGAAAGAGGCUUUGACACAGCUUCGAGGGAACCAGCUGAUAGACUACAAGAUCCUGGGGCUGCAGUUCAAGCUGUUUGCCUGCGAGGUGUUAUAUAAUAUUGCUUUCAUGCAUGCCAAAAAGGAGGAAUGGAAAAAGGCUGAAGAACAUUUAGCAUUGGCUAUGAGCAUGAAGUCAGAGCCCAGACAUUCCAAAAUCGACAAAGCCAUGGAAUGUGUCUGGAAGCAGAAGCUGUAUGAGCCGGUGGUGAUCCCCGUGGGCAAGCUGUUUCGACCAAAUGAGAGACAAGUGGCUCAGCUGGCCAAGAAGGAUUACCUGGGCAAGGCUACGGUGGUGGCAUCUGUGGUGGAUCAAGACAGUUUCUCUGGGUUUGCCCCUCUGCAACCACAGGCAGCUGAGCCUCCACCCAGACCCAAAACCCCAGAGAUCUUCAGGGCUCUGGAAGGGGAGGCUCACCGUGUGCUGUUUGGGUUUGUGCCUGAGACACCAGAGGAGCUCCAGGUCAUGCCAGGGAACAUCGUCUUUGUCUUGAAGAAGGGGAAUGAUAACUGGGCCACGGUCAUGUUCAACGGGCAGAAGGGGCUUGUUCCCUGCAACUACCUUGAACCCGUUGAGCUGCGAAUCCAUUCUCAGCAGCAGCUCCAGGAGGAAACCUCUCCAGAGUCGGACAUCCCUGCUCCUCCCGCUUCUAGUGCUCCAGGAAAACCCCAGUUGUUAACAGGUCAGAAACAAAGAGAAAAGCCAAAGGAAGUAAAGCUCAGCGUGCCCAUGCCCUACACACUCAAGGUGCACUACAAGUACACUGUGGUCAUGGAGACUCAGCCCGGGCUGUCCUACCGCCAGGUACUGGAUGCAGUGUCUAAAAAACUGAAGCUCCUGCCGGCACAUACCAGGCUGAGCUACCGGCCUCGGGACAGCAAUGAGCUGGUGCCCCUUUCGGAAAAUACCAUGAAGGCCGCCUGGGGCCAAGUGAAAAACUACUGCCUGACUCUCUGGUGUGAGAACACAGUGGGUGACCAAGGCUUUCCAGAUGAACCCAAGGAAAAUGAAAAACCUGAUGCUAAUAACCAGACAACAGAACCUCAGCUUAAGGAAGGGAGCCAAGUGGUAGCACUCUUCAGUUACGAGGCUACCCAACCAGAGGACCUGGAGUUUCUGGAAGGGGAUGUAAUCCUAGUGCUGUCAGAAGUAAAUGAAGAAUGGCUGGAAGGCGAAUGCAAAGGGAAGGUUGGCAUUUUCCCCAAAGCUUUUGUUGAAGAACACGCAACUCCCAGAGAGGCCUAGGACAUUCCGCGACAUACACCGCUGAAGGACGCACUGUCCUUUGGUAGCAAGCAUUAGCCAUCCUCUGCAGUACAUUGUACUGAGACAUCACGGUUUGAAAAAGCGUUAACCUACUCUCCCGUUAAAAUCUGACCUACUAGACGACAACGUGAGAACCCAGGAUGAUGAUUGCUCCGGGCUGGGGGAUUGAAGCGUCUGGAAGGGGCAUGAUGGGAUCGCCUAGGGUGCUGGUGAUAUGGUCUUUGCUCUGACCUCGCUACACUGGUGUUUACUUUGUUAAAAUUCACUAAGAGUUGUACACUUAUGAUUACGUAUACUUCUCUGUAUGUGUGGUAUCUCAAUAAAAAACCUACAAAAACAAAUAAGGCGCCCAGCGUCCGGGCCCAAGAACUAGGUUUAAGUAUUACAGUUCUGUACCAUUACUAUCACAGACUCCAAGGGCACUGAAGUAACCUGACAUGUAACUCAGAAGGCACACAUACAAAAUUAACUCUUCUUUAUUCAUUUAAGUCCCAUUGCUUAAACAGAACCUAGACUGAGCUAAUUCCCAUGGGAUACAUUCCAUUCCACAGAGAAUUAAAAUACUAGAAUUACAUCCCUUUAUGCCUUCUCAGACAGGAGCAUCUACUAAGAGUUCAAUACUGAAUAGAUGUCUAACACCGACGCAAUGAAAAGGAGCUACUCGUAUCACCGACGCAAUGAAAAGGAGCUACUCGUAUCCUAUUAGUUAGCACUUCACAAUAUGCACUGCACCAAUAGACAUGAUGGAGCCCUAGUGGCGCAGUGGUUAAGACCUACGGCUGCUAACCAAAAGGUCUAACAGUUCGAAUCCACCAGCUGCUCCCUGGAAACCCUAGGAGAUAGUUCUACUGGGUCGCUGAGUCGGAAUCGACUGGACGGCACCUAACAACAAUAAACAUGAUGGAAUGCUAAGGGUUUUUUUUUGUUGUUGUUAUUUUGUCAAAUGACCCAGGUUUUCAGGGUUAACCUGGGUGAAGGAUUCCAUAAAUACUUGACCUUAGGACCUGGCCUUAAUCCCCGCCCCUGGCCCCCUUUUCUUGUAGAGUAUGUACGGCUUUGCUAACAGUUUUUGAAGUGUGUAGGUGCCUGUGGAAGAGUUAGGAAAUGAACUGCAGACAGCACAUUUCUGAGCAGAGCUGUGCCAGCUAACGCCUAGGUGAAAGGACAGCUGUUAAGAGUGGAAACGCAGAUAAGUCAUGACAGGCUGCCAUGGGAAGCUUUGUACGCCCUGGAAGAAAAGUAGACUCAAAGCUAAGAACAAUAAUUACUGUUGCUGUUAACAAGACAGUGAAUUUUAUAGGCCAAAAGGAUAACCAAUCUCUGAAUUGCCUAAUUAACAGCUACAAAGGGAUAAAAAAUGGUGGGCUGUUAACUCCUUUAUAUAAGCUAUUCUUUCUUUAAUAAAUACAAGAGUCUGACAGUUUCUAUCAUGCCUCUCUAUAGUAAUGCCCUCGUUUGGAAUGCUACUAAAAGCAGAUAUAACUCUGAAGCACUUCCACGUUCCAAUCAUCUUGCUUUCCCCUGAGUGACUUUUGAGUGGUUUUCAUUCUUUCUUUGUAAAUUGGAUUUUCAUUGAUACUGUAUUUUUUAGGAUAGGAAAAAAACAAUAUACACAGGUCUGGUUGGAGAGAACAUGGUUUAAUUAAAGGCAAAGCUGAUUUCAGCAGCUGCAGGUCUUGCACAAAGGAAAAGAAGAAGAAGAAAAAAAAAAAACAAAAAGAAAAGGAAAAAAAGAAACCC
Molecule: messenger RNA, 3683 nt
Organism: Loxodonta africana (African savanna elephant)
Lineage: Eukaryota; Metazoa; Chordata; Mammalia; Proboscidea; Elephantidae
Gene: NCF2
Product: neutrophil cytosolic factor 2
Exons: 16
Coding region: 297-1922 (541 amino acids)
Biological process (GO): superoxide anion generation; respiratory burst; phagocytosis
Cellular component (GO): NADPH oxidase complex
Molecular function (GO): superoxide-generating NADPH oxidase activator activity; protein binding
Source: RefSeq, a predicted model, not a curated record